UCGACGACUCUCACAAUAGAGACAAUAGAGAUUAGAGAGAGAGAGAGAGAGGAGCUUCCGCUAAUGGCGACAGCGUCGGACGUGUGGUUUACUCCGGCGGCGGCGCUCGGCGGAGCCCGCCGCGCCGCCGCGGCGUCCUCCUCCGCGCCACGCCGCCUCCAAUUGGGACGACGACGACAAGGAGGAAGAGGAGGAGGCGGCGCCGCCGCCGCACAACCCCUCGCAGGACUCCAAACCCGGAGCUUUCGCCUACUAAGACCCGCUUUGGUAAAAAGCGGAGAGGCUGAGGGAAACCCUAGCACUGAGGGCACGAUAUUAGAUGAACAAACCCUGAAGCGCGAUUUGGAGAUCGCUGUCGAGGAAGAAGACUACGUCCGUGCCGCGAAGCUGAGGGACGAGCUCCGCCUCCUCCACGAGGACAGCAAAGCUUCGGUCCUCGCGGCGAAUUCGCGAUUCUACCAUGCUUUCAAGAACGGAGAUUUAGCCGCGAUGCAUUCCGUCUGGGCAAAAGGCGAUCACGUCUGUGUUGUACAUCCGGGGGCCGGAAGGAUAUCCGGCUAUGAGUUGGUUAUGGAGAGUUGGGAGUUAGUUUGCGGUUCUGAUUACGAGUUCCCUCUUCAGAUUGAUUUAAAGAAUGUCGAGGUUCAUGUGAGAGGCGAUACUGGUUACGUUACUUGCAUGGAGGUGGUUAAGACCAAAGGAAGCAGUUGGGGGAAGCAGGUAGCGACAAAUGUGUUCGAGCGGGUCGACGGGCAGUGGUUUAUAUGUAUUCACCAUGCCUCGCAUAUGGAUGAGUGAAUGUGGGUCGUCCGCCGAUUGCAUCAAAUUUUCUUAUGAUGUUGAGGUAGCUAUAUGAUUUGUCUCGGAUUUAACUUGCUUAUUAAAUCGAGAACAUCUAAGGUUGUCUCUUGCUAUCCUUCUGUGUAUGUUUCUUCUUCUUUUUUUGUAAUAUUUUGAUCAACCUGAGUUCUCCGAUAUAGAGUGGGUCACUACAUAUUAUUUGGUUGUGAAUGGUUGAAUUCAUUUUGGAAUGGAUUUUCGUU
Molecule: messenger RNA, 1043 nt
Organism: Ananas comosus (pineapple)
Lineage: Eukaryota; Viridiplantae; Streptophyta; Magnoliopsida; Poales; Bromeliaceae
Exons: 2
Coding region: 64-798 (244 amino acids)
Molecular function (GO): protein binding
Source: RefSeq, a predicted model, not a curated record